Brassica oleracea var. oleracea is the source of this 1293-nucleotide messenger RNA. Its product is annotated as probable caffeoyl-CoA O-methyltransferase At4g26220. NCBI's taxonomy places the organism in Eukaryota, Viridiplantae, Streptophyta, Magnoliopsida, Brassicales, Brassicaceae. Gene Ontology annotation, molecular function: O-methyltransferase activity; S-adenosylmethionine-dependent methyltransferase activity. The transcript has 4 exons. The record is from RefSeq and is a predicted model, not a curated record. The coding region runs from base 334 to 1110 and encodes 258 amino acids.
GAUAUCUCAUUCAUGAUGGUACACACUGAUACGCCAACACUUGCCAGUCUUGACAAAGAAGGGUAAAAGGCCAUUAGUCACGCCUUUCCUACGUAGAUUCCUCUUUUAUCAAAGGAAGAAAAUCAGAUUUUGACACAUGUUCAGUGUACUUUGACAAUUUCCUAUAAAGUCAAACCUGCAUUGUAGUGAAAGAUCAGAAACUGAGACUUAAGCACUCUGGUACUCUCUCUCUCGUUCUUCGGUAUUAGUCUUCUUCUCUCUGUAAUGUUUCUUUUCGUUAUGAACACUUAAUUCUCUUCGUAAUGUCUUAAAUCAUUCCAUGGUUACUUAUCUAUGUCAUUGUUCCUCGGCGAGGCACUUGAGUGUGUUUUGGGAAAAGAAACGGCGAUUACAAUGGCUAAAGAUGAAGCUAAGGCAUCAGAUUUUUCCAAGGGAUUGCUCCAGAGUGAAGAGCUCUACAAAUAUAUACUGGAGACGAGUGUGUACCCACGCGAGCCAGAAGCUCUCAAGGAGCUGAGGAGCGUUACUCAUAACUACCCUAUGGCUAAUAUGGCUAUUGCACCGGACGCUGGCAAGCUAAUGGAGAUGCUGCUGAAUCUUGUAAAUGCAAGGAAGACUAUCGAAGUUGGGGUUUUCACUGGAUACUCUCUUCUCCUCACUGCUCUUACAUUACCUGAAGAUGGCAAGGUUAUAGCCAUUGAUGUGAACAGAAGCACAUAUGAGAUAGGGUUGCCAGUCAUCAAGAAGGCUGGUGUUGAACAUAAGAUUGAUUUCAGAGAGUCUGAAGCUCUUCCUGUCCUCGACGAGCUUUUAAACCAUGAAGAGAACGAGGGUGGAUUUGAUUUCGCAUUUGUGGAUGCAGACAAGGUGAGUUACUGGAACUACCAUGAGAGGCUUAUGAGACUGAUCAAGGUUGGUGGGAUCAUAGUGUAUGACAACACUCUCUGGGGAGGAUCAGUUGCUGAACCUGACUCGUCCACGCCCGAGGGGAAGAGAGAAGGCAAGAAAGCAAUCCUCGAGCUGAACAAGAAACUCUCGGCUGAUAAGCGUGUGCAGAUCUCGCAAGUUGCUCUUGGUGAUGGGAUCACUAUCUGCAGGAGACUAUAUUAAAUGAUGUUUUAUGCCAUAAGUGUUUGUUGUUCGUUACUAAGAAAGACUAAUAUAUUCACGAAAAACACUAAACUAGUUGUAUGUUCCUCUCUUAUUGAGUUUGGCUAUUUCUAUGUUUUAUAAGUUAUGAACCAGUUCACUAGACUCGCUCUGUAUACUAUCUGGUUGUGGUCCUCGUACAGU